AUGUCUAUGGUGAACGCAAUGGACCUUCGUCUUCUGACACAGUUCGACACUGCCAGUUUGGAAGAGGACCGCAAGAAGAAGAUGUUGUACGAAGAGCCGAUCUCUUUGGAAGAAGCCGCUCUGAACGCCAACGACGUGAUGGUGGCACCGAGUCGGAAGUCGUAUGUCCACGGUUGUUCACAUGUUCAAUUGCUCUUCGAAACUGUUGGAGAUCGACUUCGUUCGGCUGUUGACCAGGUUCCAGAUAAGGAAUUUUUGAUUUUCAAGAGAGAAGGAAUCAGAAAAACUUAUUCACAAGUUGCCACUGAUGCGGAAAAUCUGGCUUGCGGACUUCUCCACUUGGGAUUGAACAAAGGAGACCGUAUUGGAAUCUGGGGACCGAACACGUAUGAAUGGACCACUACCCAAUUUGCCACUGCUUUAGCUGGAAUGGUUCUAGUCAACAUCAAUCCAUCAUAUCAAUCGGAAGAACUCCGUUAUGCUAUCGAGAAAGUAGGAAUCAGAGCACUCAUCACACCACCAGGAUUCAAAAAAUCCAACUACUACCAGAGCAUCAAGGAUAUUCUUCCAGAAGUUACACUGAAAGAACCAGGAAAGAGUGGAAUCAGUUCUAGAAACUUCUCGUGCUUCCAACACUUGAUUAUGUUCGACGAGGAAGAUAAGAUUUAUCCAGGAGCAUGGAAGUACACUGAAGUGAUGAAAAUGGGAACAGAGGAAGAUAGACACCAACUUUCAAAGAUCGAGAGGGAAACUCAACCAGAUGAUGCUCUGAAUAUCCAAUACACAAGUGGAACCACUGGACAGCCAAAAGGAGCCACUCUCACCCAUCACAAUGUUCUCAACAACGCAUUCUUCGUUGGUCUUCGUGCCGGAUACAGUGAAAAGAAAACAAUCAUUUGCAUUCCAAACCCACUUUAUCACUGCUUUGGAUGUGUUAUGGGAGUGUUGGCUGCUCUCACUCAUCUUCAAACUUGUGUAUUCCCUGCUCCAUCCUUCGAUGCUCUUGCUGCUCUCAAAGCAAUCCAUGAGGAGAAAUGUACUGCUCUGUACGGAACUCCAACUAUGUUCAUCGAUAUGAUCAACCAUCCAGAAUACACUAAAUACAACUAUGAUUCUAUCAGAAGCGGAUUCAUCGCUGGAGCUCCAUGCCCUAUUACUCUUUGUCGUCGUCUAGUCCAAGACAUGCACAUGACUGAUAUGCAAGUGUGCUAUGGAACAACGGAAACCUCUCCAGUGUCUUUCAUGUCAACUCGUGACGAUCCACCAGAGCAAAGAAUCAAAUCAGUUGGACACAUUAUGGAUCACUUGGAAGCAGCCAUUGUUGAUAAGAGAAACUGUAUUGUUCCCCGUGGAGUCAAGGGAGAAGUCAUUGUUCGCGGAUACUCUGUUAUGCGUUGUUAUUGGAAUAGUGAGGAGCAGACAAAGAAAGAGAUCACUCAGGAUAGAUGGUACCACACCGGAGAUAUUGCUGUCAUGCAUGAUAAUGGAACCAUUUCUAUCGUUGGACGAUCCAAGGAUAUGAUCGUUCGAGGAGGAGAGAAUAUCUAUCCAACUGAAGUUGAGCAAUUCUUGUUUAAGCAUCAGGCUGUAGAAGAUGUACAUGUGAGUCUGAAAACGAUCCUUAGAAAUGUUCAUCCUUUUCAAUUUCAGAUUGUUGGAGUGCCAGAUGAGCGAUUCGGAGAAGUGGUUUGUGCUUGGGUCAGAUUGCACGAGAGCGCUGAAGGAAAGACUACAGAAGAGGACAUAAAGGCUUGGUGCAAGGGAAAGAUUGCCCAUUUCAAAAUUCCUCGCUACAUUCUCUUCAAAAAAGAGCAUCAAUUCCCGCUGACGGUCACUGGAAAAGUGAAAAAGUUCGAGAUCCGCGAGAUGUCAAAAAUCGAAUUGGGUCUCCAACAAGUGGUUUCUCACUUUUCCGAGCUUUAA
Messenger RNA from Caenorhabditis briggsae, 1923 nucleotides. RefSeq names its product Protein CBR-ACS-1 (gene Cbr-acs-1). NCBI's taxonomy places the organism in Eukaryota, Metazoa, Nematoda, Chromadorea, Rhabditida, Rhabditidae. The record is from RefSeq and is a predicted model, not a curated record. Bases 1 to 1923 code for a protein of 640 amino acids. Gene Ontology annotation, biological process: fatty acid metabolic process. The transcript is spliced from 7 exons. Gene Ontology annotation, molecular function: medium-chain fatty acid-CoA ligase activity.